AUGCCGCUGCACCCGCUCAUUCCCAUCGCGCCGGCGCUGUCCUUCACCUUCUUCGCCGCGCCGCCGUCGACCGCGACGCUCAACGUCCACAACGGCAGUCGCAGUGCGCUGCUGCCGCCCGGCGUGCAGGAUGCCCCUCACCCGCAGGCGCUGGACAGCGACGGCGGCGUCGGCGGCUUCGAGCGCUACACGUGGUUCAGCAUCGACGACGACCUCGUGUACCUCUCCUUCUACGAAGACUGGGGCCCGCUCAACAUCGCCAUGUUCUACCGCUUCUGCCUGCAUGUGCAUCAUCUCAUGGAGAGCGACUCGGCUGCGCAUCUCGUGCUGUACACGAGCAGUGCGCCGCAACAAAAGGCCAACGCAGCACUGCUCGUCGCACUGUACAGCAUGAUCAUCGAGCGGCAGCCCGUCGCAGAUGCCUUUCAUCCGUUCAGCCAGAUCGAGUUCCAGCCGUUCCGUGACGCUGGCUACGGCCGUGCCGACUUCCACCUCUCGCUGCAAGACGUGCUGCACGGUGUCUCGCGCGCGCUCCAGUGCGAGCUGCUCAACCUCUCGGCUUUCAAUCUCGACGAGUACGAGCACUACGAGCAGGUGGCCAACGGCGACUGGAACUGGCUCACGCCGAACUUCAUCGCCUUCGCCUCGCCCAACGACCGCGAGUACACGAACGCGCUGCGGGCCACGAUGGAGGGGCGGCCGAGCCGCAGCCUGCGCCGGCCUAUCCCCGAGACGUUCCGCAACACCAUCCGCUACUUCCGCGACCGCGGCGUGGGCGCCGUUGUGCGCCUCAACAAUCCUCUGUACGACCGCGCCGAGUUCGAGAACGCGGGCAUCAAGCACGUCGACAUGUACUUCGACGACGGCUCCAACCCGUCCGAGGAGAUCCUGCGCGACUUCAUCGCGCUCGCGGACGCCCAGAUUGCGGCCGGCCGCGUCGUGGCGGUGCACUGCAAGGCCGGCCUCGGCCGCACCGGCGUGCUCAUCGGCGCGUACCUCAUCUGGCGCCACGGCUUCUCGGCCAGCGAGGUCAUCGGCUUCAUGCGCUUCAUGCGGCCGGGCUGCGUCGUCGGGCCGCAGCAGCACUUCAUGUACGAGAACGCGACGGAGUGGGUGCGGUGGCGCGUGCGCCACGAGAUGCGCCUGGAGCUCGCAAAGGAG
Tilletiopsis washingtonensis is the source of this 1161-nucleotide messenger RNA. Its product is annotated as phosphatases II. Gene Ontology annotation, cellular component: centrosome; mitotic spindle; nucleolus. The annotation marks the transcript as partial. The record is from RefSeq and is a predicted model, not a curated record. Gene Ontology annotation, molecular function: protein tyrosine/serine/threonine phosphatase activity; protein serine/threonine phosphatase activity. NCBI's taxonomy places the organism in Eukaryota, Fungi, Basidiomycota, Exobasidiomycetes, Entylomatales. Gene Ontology annotation, biological process: positive regulation of cytokinesis; regulation of exit from mitosis; microtubule cytoskeleton organization. The transcript is spliced from 4 exons.